AGGUUCCCAGCGACCGUCGUGUGGAGGUGGCGGACAAUAGGGGCCGGCGGGCUGAGGCGACGGUGUGAGCGAUCCUCCCCAAAGAUCCUUUAGCGAGGAUCUUUGAUUCUCCAUCCCUCCCGCGGGUCAGCUCGGACAGGAGGCAAGGGAGAGGAUCUUGCGCUUGAUUAUAUAAUAGUCUCGGUCGGCUGGCUGAGAACUUGCCCCGUCGCCGUCUCCUCCCGGCACCUCCAGCCGCCCCCCUGCCCGCCAUGUCCGCGCCCGACUGCCUAGACUCGGCCGAAUUCCUGGACGACUACUACGACUCCUCGCACCACCCGACCAAGCGGUUGAAGGUCAACGACGGCGACUCGGACUUCGACAGCGACGAGGAAGGGCGCAACGUCGGCGGCUCGGACGCAGGGGACCAUGAUAGAGAUCAGGAUCGUGAUCAAGACAGAGACCGGGAUCGACCAAGAAGCCAGUACAAGACUGCACCGUCGCCCGUUGUUCAUGUCCGUGCUCUUUGUGAUUCCGUCAUUGAAGCCGAUCUGGUGAAAGGCGUUGAUCGAUUUGGACUUGUGAGCUACGUGAUGAUGCUGCCAAACAAGCGGCAAGCUCUGGUGGAGUUCCAGGAUUUGCAGAGUGCCCAGAAGUGCGUUGCUUAUUCUAAGCGGCGCAUAGUCACUAUUGCAGGACAUCCUGCUUUUUUCAACUUCUCCACCAGUCAGCGCAUCACUCGCCCCGGAGGUCCUGAAGAUCCAAAGCACAUCAACAAUGUUCUCUUUUUGUCCAUUCAGAAUCCUUUGUAUCCCAUUACAACAGAUGUUCUGUACACUGUCUGCAAUGCGUGUGGCCCAGUCCUUCGCAUUGUAAUAUUCAAGAAGAACGGGAUACAAGCUCUGGUUGAAUUUGAUUCGGUGCAAAGCGCUCAGAAGGCAAAAGCUUCUCUCAAUGGAGCCGACAUUUACUCUGGUUGCUGCACAUUAAAAAUUGAGUAUGCAAAGCCUACUCGACUCAACAUUUUCAAGAAUGAUAGCGAGUCCUGGGACUACACUAAUCCUGAUUUGACUGCACGAGAUGAGCGGCGGCGACAAGGACAACCGGCCCUCCUGGGAGAUCAUCCCUCGACAUAUGGGGGCUUUCAGCCAAACCCUUUGACCUUGCCGCACAGAAUGGAUUCCCGUGCUUCCAACAGCAGGCCUGUGCAUCUGUACUCUGCUCCUGAUUACGAGUUUGUUCCCCAAGGCAAAGUGAUAAUGAUUUAUGGGCUUAAUCCACACAAAAUGAAUUGUGAAAAAGUCUUCAACCUUCUCUGUCUAUAUGGCAAUGUUGAAAAGGUGAAGUUCAUGAAGAGCAUGCCGGAUGCUGCCAUGGUGGAGAUGGGGGAUGAAUUCUCUGUGGAUCGAGCGAUUACUCAUUUAAAUUGCGUAGAAAUGUUUGAGAAGAGAAUUAAUUUGUGCGUGUCCAAGCAGGCAUCGAUCGUUCCAAGUCAGUCGUACGAGUUGGCCGAUGGUACUGAUAGUUACAAGGAGUUUACCAAUUCAAGGAAUAAUCGCUUCACCAAUCCGGGCCAGGCGGCUAAAAACAGGAUCCAGCCCCCUUCCAAUGUGCUGCAUUUCUUCAAUGCUCCUCUGUGUGUUACAGAGGAGUACUUUCAAGAGGUUUGUGAAGAGUGUGACCUGAAGCCUUUUAAAACUUUCAAGACGUUUACUGGAAAAUCUGACAGGAGUUUAUCUGGCGUGUUGGAGUGGGAGUCGAAAAAUGAAGCUGUGGAAGCACUGACAGUACUGAAUCACUACCAAAUGAAGAACACCAAUGGCCCUUACCCAUACACUUUGAAACUCUGCUUUUCUACCAUGUCUCAUGCAUGAGGACUUGAUCUGAUUUUGAAUGGAAUCCUGUCGGUCAGCUUGCACAGCAUUUCCAAAUGGGCAGGAGAAAAAGUAGUUCAUUAGUGUCUCUUGCACCAUAAGUGGAAGAUACUUUCUUCAGUUUAAAUUGUAACUUUCCGAAUUGUAUCAAUGUACAAGUUAAACCUUUAACGAAGUUGUUUUUUUGCAGUCCGUGAGUCGUUUCAGCUUGUUUUUGCAAGUGACCUUGUAUUUUUGAACUAUGCAAGUGAUGGACACUUGUGACAUCCCUAUUUGAGGCACAUACAGUGAGAAAAACAGUAUCAUUAUUUUGUGACCAUGUAGUUUGCCAGAUUUUUAAAACUAUUAAUGACAUGCAUUUGUGAUGGGGAAAAUUCUGCAAACUGCUAAACUGUCCAAAUGGUGACUUUUGAACACUAUACACAAACUUGGUAUAUUUACGGCUUAUUGCCAUGUGUUUAAUUCCUUGCUAUGUUUCAGAAAUACAUUAAACAAUUAUUACACGCA
Messenger RNA from Leucoraja erinaceus (little skate), 2360 nucleotides. Its product is annotated as heterogeneous nuclear ribonucleoprotein L-like. The record is from RefSeq and is a predicted model, not a curated record. The transcript has 13 exons. Gene Ontology annotation, molecular function: mRNA binding. Gene Ontology annotation, biological process: regulation of RNA splicing; mRNA processing. Lineage: Eukaryota; Metazoa; Chordata; Chondrichthyes; Rajiformes; Rajidae. The coding region runs from base 252 to 1853 and encodes 533 amino acids. Gene Ontology annotation, cellular component: nucleus.